UCUCUUUUUUUUUUGAGCAACGUCUAAUUCUUUCUAAACUAAAUUAAAUUGAGCCUAAAACUUGUUAAACGACACGGAAAAGAGAGAGAGAGAGAGAGAGAAAGGAGCCAUUUGGGUUAUUCCAAUUCUCAUCAUCUCCUACGGUGAAAAAGGAUGUACGUGAGGGCGCUUCCGACAACAGAUGUGAACCGGAACACGGAGUGGUUCACGUAUCCUGGCGUUUGGACCACUUACAUAAUAAUCCUCUUCUUCUCGUGGCUUCUCGUUCUCUCCGUCUUCCACUGCUCCCCUGGCAUGGCCUGGACCAUCGUCCACCUCGCCCAUUUCACCGUGACUUAUCAUUCGUUCCACUGGAAGAAGGGAACACCGUUUGGGGAUGAUCAAGGGAUCUACAACAGGCUGACUUGGUGGGAACAGAUUGACAACGGCAAGCAGCUCACUCGCAACCGCAAGUUCCUCACCGUUGUUCCCAUCGUCUUGUACUUGAUUGCUUCUCACACAACAGACUAUCAACAUCCAAUGCUGUUCCUCAACACAUUGGCCGUCUUUGUAAUGGUGGUUGCGAAAUUCCCGCACAUGCACAAGGUCCGCAUAUUUGGAAUCAAUGGAGACCAGUGAAGGAAGCCUUAACAAGACUAAGCCUAAAAAGGGUAUGUGUAUAAUGCCAGACAAGUAGAUUUUGGAAGCUGGAAUACAAUUACAAAAGAAAAAUGCCAUUGUCACUCGCAUUUGAUUGAUUCCCAACCGCAUGUGUUACUCUCAUUCCAUGGCAUCUAUACUGUUUCUUUGGGGCUGCUUCUAAUCAAAUUUCUUUCUUUCUUUCUUUUUUGGUCUCUCUGUUUCUUAUUUGGUUUAGCGAGGAAAUCUAGGAUUUGGAUGAUUAGUUUGGGUAAGAAAGGGUCUUUGGAAUGUAUGCAACUCUUCGUCAUUUUUUUUUAUAUAUAAAGAUUAUUCAUUA
This is a messenger RNA of Brassica oleracea var. oleracea, 958 nucleotides long. Its product is annotated as ORM1-like protein 3. Gene Ontology annotation, cellular component: endoplasmic reticulum membrane. The transcript has 3 exons. Gene Ontology annotation, biological process: intracellular sphingolipid homeostasis; negative regulation of ceramide biosynthetic process; ceramide metabolic process. The record is from RefSeq and is a predicted model, not a curated record. NCBI's taxonomy places the organism in Eukaryota, Viridiplantae, Streptophyta, Magnoliopsida, Brassicales, Brassicaceae. Bases 154 to 618 code for a protein of 154 amino acids.